AUGUUCUUCAUUAUACCCUGUAUUGAUUCUUACCAGAAAGUUGAUUUGCGAGUGGUGUCAUUUGAUGUACCCCCACAAGAGGUAACAAGAAUAUAAGUGCAACUAAUAUGUUAUUAUAAUAAUGUAGUUAACCAUUUGAAAUGAAGCUUAUGUUCAAGCACUUGGCAACCUGCUCCCAUUGCUGUAGUGAUACCCUGGGAACUGAAAAGUGCUAUCCAUAAUAGGGAGUGUCUGUAAAAGACAGUGUAAGACUUGGGAUAAGAAAUUUUCUUCAAAACAUUUGCCUCAGAUGGGUAUAAACAUGCAUUGAUUUUUACAGUGACGUUAGUACCAGUUUAGAGCAUUGAACGUCACAAAUCGACAACAAUUUUCGCUGGUCUAUAUUCUCAUCGUCCAAAGAAAUGACAUUAAAAAAAAAAUUUCAAAACUCAAAUGGAACCACAAGCCACAGGUGAGUGGCUUCACUGCAAAGUGUAGAAUUGGUGGCCAUUAAUAUUAUUGUUUUUUACAAUAACAUUUGCUUUUUUCACCUCCAUUUUAAUCAUUUUCACAAUAAUAUUGAGGAGUUUGUUUAAAUCAAACAUAUGUACUUUAAUAGUAGCUGUUGUCAAUAUUAAGAGAAAGUUCAUAAUAGGAAGGUGUCCUCAAAGCGAGAGUUAAGUGGUAAAUAAGGGAUUGCAACCCCCAGGGGAGUACUCCAUAUAAUAGCCUGUACAGGGAGGCCCCACCCAAAAGGUGUACCUGUUUAAGGCUUCAGGUAUAAAUCAUGAAAGGGUAGGGAAAACUAUUAUUUUGGGCUUUCAGAAGCCGAUUAUCAGCUUGGGGCUCUUUAAAAGGCCCAAAAGGGCUAACAGUAGUAUCAUGUGAUGUAUAGUUAUUUAUUAUAAAAUUAUGGAGGAGAGUGUUUUACAUUAUUUAAACCAGUCUAAAGGGAUGAAAAAUUCAUCCGGGAAACAAGGUAUUGGAAAGAGGUCACCAUUUGUCAAUAUCAUUCAAUGAUGUCACGAUUCCGCCUUUUGCUUUUGUUGAAUUGGUUUCUCCAUAUAAUAAAGGGUAAGGGUGGCUCACCGUGAGAUAUUGUUCUUGUCAACAUAAAAUUCAUGUAAUAUCCUCAAAAUUCUUAAUUGUUUUAUCUUUUCGUUUUGGAGGGCAGUUUUUAUAUGGGAAUUCAGUUUCCCCCUAUUGCUUUCCUUUACCUAUUGUACUUUUAUACAUGUAUAUACAUUUUUAUUUUGUACAUUGGUAAAAAGAAUUAUUAAACUUAAACUUAAACUUAAACUAAAACAGAGUAAGGGGUAGGACCUUGGGGUGGAGCCUUCCUGUAUAAAACUGUGAGGGGUACCCCACCCCACCCCACUCCAUGGGGUUGCACCCUCAGAAACAGGACUGAAACCCGUCUCAGAGACUUAAGUUAUUAAUGCUGCUCCCUGCUCGUGCUACAGCCUAUUUUAUUACUUUUGUUACCAAAUGAAAAGUCCUUCUUACGGCCUCUGUUGUGUAAUUCAUCCACAGGUUUUGACAAAAGACAGUGUGACUGUUGCAGUAGAUGCAGUGGUGUACUUCAGAAUAUAUAAUGCCACCAUGUCAAUCACAAAUGUGGAGAAUGCAAAUCGCUCCACUCGUCUCUUGGCACAAACCACCCUGAGAAAUGUUUUGGGAACCAAAAACUUAAGUGAGAUCUUGGGAGAUAGAGAAACCAUAAGUGAGACAAUGCAGGUACAUAAGUUAUCUCUAUACCAUUUUUCAAAUUUCAAUCAAGUAAAAGGGUUUACCUUAGUGAAAGAACCUGUGACCUGAACUUUGUUUUGCGCCUUUUAUUUCCCUAGGUUCUGUUGUGUUGACUUCUUUGUUUCAAUCAUUUGUUUACGUCACCCAUGAGUUUUACUUGCUCUCACACUUAGGAUUACAACAGCAACAACCACAAUCUUUUAUUCCCUAUCAACGCAUCUACAGUUUCUCUUCAUUUAAAAAAAGAAAAACAGUAUAAAGCCGUAAUGAGGGAAAUUACGAGCUAAUUUCUUACAUGAGGAUAUGAAAGUAGCAACUUGACAGGACCUAAAAGACAAAUGCCAAAUUAACGCUUGAUGAAAUUAACGCGAACGUUUCCAGUAAUUAACUUGACUUAAAUUGACACGAAGUCGCGUUAAUUAUGGGAAACGUUAAUUUCCACACCGUUAGUUAAGAAGAGCGUUAAUUUCCGCGACCUUUUUUCUAUCAUUUGGACCCCAAAUUCUCGAUACACUUCUCACAUUCUUGAUACUUGAGAAAGAGGAGCUUUUUAUCAGGGUGGAGAUCCGCCAGUAACAGUGAAACUGUGAAGAACCCUCGAAAUGGCCAGAUUUCUUAGCUUGACCCCCUUCGAACAUUUAGGGAAAGAACCACGAACAAAGUUUCCAUUUCGGAUAUACGUUCCUGUUGUCUCGACAAGUGUGAGAAUUUCCUUUCUUAGCUCUUUCUUACCUCUUUUACAAGCUCAACAAACUAGAAAACCUAGUUUGAAAUUUUACCCUCUCUUUCGCGUUAAAUUCCCUCAUUUCAUGGAGCGUUAAUUUGCUAUAAUAAGGUAUAAAUGAACGGUAUAGUGUUAUCCAUCUUGACAAGAUGGCAUGAAGGCAUAAGUAGUGUCAGACUUAUACAAUACAAAUACCCACCAAACCUGUGCACAAUUAUUUACAGACAUCACUGGAUGAAGCUACUGAUUCUUGGGGAGUGAAGGUCGAACGUGUAGAAGUGUAAGUUUAUAUAUUAGUAGAAAUAGUUUUAGUUUUGAUUUCCACUGCAACUAUAGCCUGUUCCAGGCUCCGAGAUAAUAGUGAAAAGUCGUUCAGUGAAAAGAAAUGCGAAAAACGCGCGGGGGUGUCGCCUUUUCUCGCGUGGGGUGAUUUUUACGCGCGCUCGCGUUUCGCUCGCUCUGCUAUCCUUGAGGAAAAAUGGGGGACUACUUGUAGUCUAUAUACUAUCUGAGAGCCUGGCACAGGCUACUGCAACUAAAGUAACUCCCUAAUCUGAGUAGCUACUAGCAGCUCUCAUUAUAGCAUUAAUGGGACAAUACAUGUAAUCCUGUCUGCUGUAGUACUUCUUUUUUUCCCACUUGUAGGCAAAACAAAGAUAAAGAUUACGAUAAAUUAUACUGUCAAAUUAAAUUAAAUUAAGCAAUUAAACGUUGUAGGCCUUUUGUUAAUCGAAACACGCUGGAGUCCGUUUUCAAUGCCUUAGUUCAACCGUACUUUAAUUACUGCAGCGAGGUCUGGGGGCAUUGUAACAAAAGUCUUUCGAAUAAGCUCCAAAAGUUGCAAAACCGGGCUGCCCGUAUUCUAACCUUCUCCAGUUAUGACACAAGCGCUGAUCCUCUUCUUGAGCAACUCAACUGGAAACGGUUGGAUACUCAGCGACAAAUACAAGUGGCCACCAUGGUCUAUAAAUCUAUACAUGGUCUUGCGCCCGACUAUCUUGGUUCUCUUUUCACUAAAUAUAAUCCACCUUAUAAUUUAAGGAACUCUGAAAACAAACUAGCUGUUCCAUUGCCCCGCACCAAUUUCUUGAAAAAUAGCUUUAGCUAUAAUGGUGCGGUUAUCUGGAACAGCUUGUCCCCUGAAUUGCGGCAAGCAAAAUCACUUAAAUCUUUUCGAAAUGGUUGUCGCGAUUUCUUUGACUGAAUCGAUAAAACGCACACGGCAUCUAUGUAAAGCAGAAUUUCUUUAUUUUCUCUAUUUUUACUAUUUAAAUUUUUAGAUCAUGUUUAUAUAGAUUAAAGUAGAUUGUAAUUUUUUUUCAUUAUUUUUAUUUUAUCUGAUAGAUUUACCGUGUUUAAAUAAAAAGAAAGUUCAAGUUCAAGUUCAAAUUUUAUUUUAGUCAUUUAUUAACUUGCAAAAUCUAUUGACAUAGUCCCAAGCUCCGACAACCAAUAACAGAACUUUGUGUUCUUCAAUUCAGUCUAAAACAAUAGUUGCAGCUUUUACACUUUAUACAAUGCAAGUUUUUAAGAGAACUCUUAUUCAAAUGAUGUUCUUUGUUUUGUGUUUAGGAAGGAUGUUCGUCUUCCUCAACAGCUGCAGCGAGCCAUGGCAGCUGAAGCGGAAGCAUCCCGAGAGGCUCGUGCAAAGGUGCUAUAAUUAUUCUCAGUUACUUUGUCUUCAAAGAUAUUUUGAGGUGUUUGAAUGAGUUUCCCAACAUAAACCUUUGAAUUCCUGUUUAAUACGGCUUGAUCAACUUUAAACGGCGUUUGCCGGCGUAAGUUCCAUGGAAAAGGCUGUAAAUGAAGUCGCAGUAUUGUAAGCCGAAGUCCUAUUUACUAUCCUUUCUUUUUUUCUUCGUCGUCGUUUUGUUUUCUUCUUAUUUAAAAUAAACAUAUUUUCUUUUCCCUGUUGGCUUCUUUCCCUUUCUUUCUACUUCUGGCCCGAGUCUGCUUUGCGAGGCUCUGCAAUUCACGUAUUUUUAGUUGUUCUCAAUUAUUUUGUCUUCAAAGAUAUUGUGAUGUGUUUAAACGAGUUUGGUACAUAAAAAGGGCCUUUCCCAGUUCUUUGUGUGAACUAUAGAAGUUUGUUGAAAUAAUUAUAGGCGUAGAAGGCAGAGACGAAAAUAGUUUUUCUUUCUUAACGGGAAUUUGUCCAGCUAAGUCACCAUUCAGAUUGGAUAACACUUGGUGCUCAUAUGAUCGUAGAACGUGUCCGUUUUGUUUUGUUUUCUUUUUUGUCCGUAAUUAGCCCGCUUCAUGUAGCUGAAAGUUUGUUUUGCUAGCGCCAAAUGAGCGGCAGAGCUGUGAAAGUGCGCGCAAACGAACAGCGAAGUUUCCGCGUUUUUUUCCUCGUAGCUUCGCCGCUUGCCAUUGCCACCAGCUACCCAGGCUAGUACUUCAUGAUCAAUCAGUCGUAUUGCUCCUCCCAGCUACAAGCUUACGCUCUUAACUAUUUCGUCCAUUCGCACGUUUGCUGUCUUAACGCUUAUGAAAGAAACUGAAACUGAGAUUUCCCACUGAAUUCAAGCCAGGUUCUUUUUUACCCGAUGAGCUUGUUCGUUCUAAUGCGAAGAUCAUCAUUAUGUUUCAUCUGUUACAGGUCAUUGCUGCUGAGGGAGAAAUGAAUGCAUCUCGUGCCUUGAAAGAAGCCGCUGACAUUAUUUCAGAGUCGCCUUCUGCCCUUCAGCUGCGAUACUUGCAGACGUUGACUACCAUCUCAGCUGAGAAGAAUUCAACCAUCAUUUUCCCCCUUCCCGUGAACUUUUUGUCCCGAUUUCUCCCAAGUGAAAGUAAAUGACUCGACUGGCGUUAUAAAGACAGGGAUGUCGAGUCUUCAGUGAUUCACCUUUGACGAUAUCCUGCGAGAAGUCUCUCUUUUUUUUUCAGAUUUAGUGAGGGGAGUGCGCGCGUAAGCGUCGAGCGGUGAAGCGGUGAAAAGACGCGAGAAACGACACGCGCGUGGUCAUUUUCGCGUCUUUCGCGUUUCGCUCGGCGGACUAAGAUAGAAGAGAGACUGCUCGUAGUCUACUUUGACGAUAGUUAGUGUUUUUAGACCCUUUCAAACCCAAAAGAAAAGAAAAAAGAAGCAUCACAUUUUUCUUUGGUAAAAUAUUGGAAACAAAAUAGUUCCGUAUGAAACUGAUGUUGAAUAAGUUCCAUUUUAAUGGACACGCCCUAAGACUUAACCAGACUCAAUUGCCAUGGAAAAUGACUGUAGAGUAGCAAUUUAGCCCUAUACAUAAAAGGUUUCUUUUGUCUCUAGAAGCUCGAAUCAACUAUUAUUGAACCAUUUGUGUACGUUUUUUUCCUUAAAUUCAAAGGACAGAGCUAGAAUUUCCUCAACUUUAGAAUCGACGAGUGAAAGAGUCUACUACAGCUUAUCAAUUAUGCAUUCUUUUGCAACUAAAAUUCAAAGGUUUUAUAGUUUUAGUUUUGAUCAAGAAUAUUGAAAUAGAAUGUCAAAGAUGUAUCAUCAGGAGCCCUAUUUGGACCUGUUACAGGUUUGAAUAGAAGAUAUGUUCGUUAAACUUGUUGCACUCAAGGAAAAAGCUUAUUGAUGAUGUAUUGCUUUGCAACUAAGCUUCAGAUCUAAUCAAGUGGGUAAAAUAUCAAAAGCUGAACAUGAUUUCAUUAUGAUUCAAAGCAAGACUAAAUGGUGGCCAGCACUCGCGUAGGUUGCAAGCUUGCUUAUCAUUCAAUGUUAAUUUAGAACCCAAACUUAGAGAUUCGCUGUCAUAGGUUAACAAGUAGAGUAGAAUGUAAAAAUUAUAUAGACCUGUCCACUAAGUUAUAAGAAAACUAUUAUUAUUUAGUCGCGAGUUUCACUAGCAGGUUAAUUGUAAUCUCAGCAGUAUUUCAACUAUUUCUCGUAGCUUCAACGUGUAGCUAUGCUUCGGCUUAUGAAGUGCAAACCGUGGUUUGUAGUCCUACCCCUUCAUUAGCCAUGCUACGGUUGUCCAAAGUGUUUCAAGUUGAAGAAAAGUAGUUUUAUUUAUGAACAGCGUGGUUCCACUGCACCCGGGGCUGUCAUGGAGAAAAUCUUUGAAUAACAAGUCCAUAUAACCCGACCCGAGAAUAAAGUGUGCGGCUUCUCUUAACGAGAUUCAAAUUUACAUUGCACUGGGGUGGAAUGGUAAUACUUGUACAUUAUGUUAAUGUAAGCAGUGUAUAGAAAAAUAAAACCUUUUUGUUGUUUUGCUCUCUUUCAUCUUCGAGUAAAAUUCAGUGCAAUUGUUGUUUAAUAUUCUUGGUGAGUAACGUUUCUCACACCUCAAACUCUAAAUUCUAACUCAACCUUUUUUGUGAACUCUGCCAAGUAAUCACAAAGUGUCCGGUAACCAAAAAGUAAUAAUAACAAUAAUAAACGCUACAAUGACAGAUUUUUUACCACCAAAUUUUCUGGAUAUCUUAACAGAAACAAAGAUUAAACACGUGGGGUAAAAUGACUUUGACCAAAUAUUAAGUACACUAUGCAGCAACUGAAUUUUGCGCUUUGGUGUGCGACACGAUCGUUACUCCAAAAAGUUAGGGAUAGCGAUUUUUGUUUUCACUACUAGAUCCCUACUUUUCUCGGGCUUUAUCCUUUUUUAAAGCAAAGUGUAUUCUCUUCGAGGUGGUUGGAACACACAGCGAGAGGUUUUAAGUAUAGAGUUUUGACUAGAAACAUUUGAUGUUUUAAAAAGGGUGUCUCUUGCGGGAGUUGGUGCCCUUCGAGAGGUCGUCGCACACGGAGGUUUGACCGUACAUUUGUCAGAUUUCAUCGAUCACAGUCAGCCCAGAAUCUAUGGUAGAAGAAAUUAGUUUCAAAGGCAACUGCUGCUGCGUUGGUUAGCGAAGUGAAACGCAAAACUUUGGUUUUAUCAAUCAAGUUGAGAUAAAUUCCCUUCGAGUUGCCCGCCCUUCGCCCAUACGACCAUUCGAAACAUGAACUUUCAAUUUCGUCUUGUUACUGCUUGUUACGGUGUUGAUAAGCUAAAUUUUGUCAUUGUGUCAGACUCUAUGGAGAACGCAUAGGAUAAACACCUGGAUGGCAAAAUACGCCCUAGAUCUGCCAAACGUGGAAAUGAAAAUGCCUUAUCUUGUCUGUUCCAGAGUGCCCCCGGUCUGUUUUGUGACUUGUUUUGUCUUUUCGUUUCUUAGACCGCGAGCGGUCCUCCUUUUCCCCUCAGAGCCAGGUGCGGGGAGGGAAAAAGUAAAAUUAUGCAAAUUAUCGAAAAUUAAUGGUCAAAAGGAGGAGAGAUUGAGGCGAAGAAAGGGAAAGAUUUAAGGACAACUGCGGAGGUGUCGUACCUUCCCCUCUCAAGCGUUCUGUGUCGCGCCACGCAAAAGAAAAAAGAGACUGAACGCAUUCGAUUAGUUCCCAGGACCGUUUGGCAUGAAAGCCACUUUGGAUCUAAAGCUAGCUUAAUAAACGCCUUUUAAAGUUUUUCAGAAAUUCUUUAUGAUAAAACAGCUCUUCAAACAAAUCAGUAGAAAAAUUCAUUUGACCAUGCAGUUACAAUGCUUAGCGUGUCGCUUAUAGUCUGACCAUUACUGAAAUUAAUUUAAAAAUUGCCAACCUAUGACGUUCCUCCUUCAAGUAUUAUUUGGUUUUCUAUUGGUUUUCUCAUUAUGAUAAAAUUUAAAUUACCAGUUCACAGGAGCCCGUCAUUUGCAAAUUGGAAGGCGUUUAUUUUAGUUUUAAAAUUAUACUCAGGUUCCAGUGAAAUCAUUUAGUCUUAAUACUCUCUUGUUUUUAACAGGAUCGAGUGCUUGCAAAUCAAUCUGUUUUUAUCAUUCAAUCGUGAAGACAUUUAUGAUACAGAUACGAAAAUUUUGUGCGACAGCGGUAAAACUGUUUAAAAAAAAGCUGAAAGCGUUUAAAAAUUGGACAGAUGGUUGACAAUGUGUACUUUCCCCUCCCUUGAAAGGAACGCGUGUGGCCUUUUAGCGCGGCCAAGGACCGAAACUCAGUGACACGCAUAAUUGGAGACGAAAAUUCAGUCUUCUUCUUCUUUGUGUUUCACACUGGCGGACUUCAAGCAACUUUCCCACAAUUCUGAACCUGGUAGUGGGCAAAUGGAUCGUGAAGGUGGGUGAAAUAUGGUUGAAUGGUAUCCUAAAAUAAUGCUGGCGAGGCCUGAUUUCCUGAUAUACACCACUCGUCCAAAAAGAAUCGAAAACGAACAAGCUUGGCUUCCGUGCAUGCAUGUAUCUUCAUAGCUCAAUUUUUUCUAAAAGCUUAUAUGGCUUAUAUAGUGGGAAUUAUUUGUACUUACGUAUAUUUUAAGUAAGUUUGUUGUGCACUGUGAUGGUAGAAAGCAAGGCGGUAUGAAUUUAGGAGUAACAUUUUGCCACUUGCAGCAUCGGCGUGAAAUUCAGAGUGUGAGGUGAAGACGAUAAAGAGACGAUAAAGCUUAUGUUUACCAUCGACAUGACGAUUACGUUUUAUGGUUGUAUAAAGAUUUAUUACUUGCUUACCAAUUGCCAGCUGAUAGUAGCACUUUGGAAGCGAAUUUUGUUUUCCAAGAGCUCUGUUUAUUUUGAUGAAGAAGCUUCCCUUCCAAAAUUAAAUGCACGCUUCAAAUCCAUCAGCUUAAAUUUGUUGUGGGACAAAAUUGAGUAAUUUAUAUGUUGCUAAGGUUUAUCAUAAUACUCUAAUCCAGACUUUUCGUGAAAGCUACCUUUUAAAUACGGUGAAAAGUUAAACUACAUGUACAAAUACAAUCUUUUUAGAUCAUAGAAACUUUUGUUUAUCACAGCUCGCAAGAGGCUUUUUGGGGGAGUUGUCUUUUCAGUUUUGAAUAUUAAUGUUAGAUACGUUAAUUUUUUUUCAAAAGAAGACAUUAUGGGAAAACAUUAUUAUCAUAAAUAACGAAAGCUAGCAGCUUAUAUUCUCGUGUAUAUGUUGUAAAUUUUCAUUAUAAAGAGCUAUUUUUCUUAAUUAGAUAAUCUUUUUUUUACCAAGAAAUUUUUCAUUUGGUGUGUCUGUAGCUACAGUCAACUGUCUUAAGAGAAACUUUAUUUAUUUUAAUUUUAUUUUAUUAUUUUUAUUAAAUUAUUUUCCCGUCCAUUCCUCCUCAUUUAUAUCUGUCUGAUAUACUAAAAUGUGGCUAAAGAAAUAUCAAGUGCAAUGAAAAAAAAGUGCUCCACCACAAGACUCGGUAAAGGUAUAUGAGAGAAUUUCUGUGGCCAUGUUUUAGCAAAUCCAGUCAGAUAUAUAUUACUGCGUAUCCCUCUCAUUUCUAAGCCAUCUUGUCUUUGCAUUUCCCCAAUACAAAAUAACACACUAAAACAAAGAAGAAUAGUUUAUUGAUACUGUUACCUUAACAGAGGUUUUAACUUACACAGCACUGUUAAAAUGACCUGGCAGCUGGCAAAUUUGCGGCUUUCCGUGGAAUAUUUGCUGCCUACUCUACAUUUAGGUUUAGUAAUGUUAAAUAAAAACUUUACACAAAUUUAAGCCUUUGUCACCUUCUACUCUGGUUAUCCUUCCUGCUAUUUUUAAACGUUUUGAUCGAGCUGCUAGUCACAUGCUUUUGGUUCAUAGUCCAUGAUUUCCACUAGACCAUACAAUACAAGGUGUAAAUUCCCUGAUUUUACUUUUGAUUUUAUUGUUAUUCCUUUUACAAUCCCAGGCUAACCCAGGUAAGGUGGCUCAAUACAGUUAAUUUUUCAGGGUCAAUAUCCUCCAAGUUUGAGCAUAGACUACGUCUCCAUAAACAAAGAGUUAGAAAAAUUGCCACCACAGUUGUAUUAGAUAAAGAUGAAAAUUUGUUAUGAUUAGGGUUGUAAUGACAUUGGAGUUGUCGUAGCAACGAAACGAUGCCAUUACCUAUUUCACUUGCGGCAAUAUUUUGUGGCACUGGGAACUGUUCUUCCAAAAUCGUGUAUGGGACCUUUUUCCUCCAGUUUUCUUCUUUAUCUAAUACAAUUGUGGUGGUAAUUUUUCCAAAACUUUGUUUAUGGUGACAUAAUUUAUGCUCAAACUUGGGAGGUAUUGACCCUGAAAACUGUAUAGAGCCACCCUAAUACAGUGUACCCGGUUAAAAAUUCACUGUAAAUAUUUCUGAGUUAAAAAGAUUUUUCCAGUUAAAAUUUAAAUUUAACUGGACAAAAAUUAACUGUGCCAUGCAAUAUUUUAAAAAAACAUUCUUUUGAUUUAUUGUUUUUGCUAUCCUUGGUGUUGAAGAGAGUUUUGUCUUAAAAUUUGAUUAGCAAUUUUCAGUUAGUGAAGAUGUAAACAUCGACCUACGAGGCAGCAACCAGGAUUAAAAGUUACUUGCCUCCUUGCAACCUUUUUUGGGGGUGAUUGGCAAAAUUUUGCCUAAUAAAAUUCUUGUUUAGACUUUAAUUUGUGCAAGUGAUGUGCGGACACAUGCACAAUAAAGUGAUAUGUAUGUUUAUUUUUUUACUUUAGAAGACUCAGGUGAAAGCAGAGGGGUGUGUGACUAUGUAUUGACCUUUCUGUCUGUUCUCCUGAUUAUCUGUACUAUCCCAUUCUCAUUGUUCUUCACAUUCAAGGUGAGACAUUAAUGGAAGCUAUAGAGUGUAAAACAUUACUGUGAAACUCAGAAAAUUGUAAACAUAUGAAGCAUUUCUGGAGUGCUUAUUGUGUUAUGAGCAUGCAGUCACAACAAAGAACAGAACAUGCCAGCAAACCGCAAGCUUAUUAAAUAACUGUUGCUACUUGCUGUUUAGUCUUCUUUUACCUGAUUGGCUUUGUCAUUGUAACACAGUAACAUUCCAGAAAUAUUCCUUGUGUUCAUGUUUUCCUGAGUUUCACAGGAAAUAAGUUAGUUUUGUUAUAAUAUUAUACACAGAUUUUGCUUCAACUUCAUGAACAUUGAGGCAGCUAUUGGAGGAAAAAGCUCCCAUGAAUGCUUUUGGAAGAACAGUUCCCAGUGCUGAGAAAUACUGCUGCAAGUUAAAUAGAUAAUGGCAUCAUUUUGUUGCUAUGACAACUUCGAUGUCAUGGCAAACCUGAUCAUAACACAUUUUCAUCUUUAUCUAAUGCAAUAUUGUGGUGGCAAUUUCUCCAAAUCUUUGUUUAUGGCGAUGUAGUUUAUGCUCAACACGGGAGGUAUUGACCCUGAAAAACUGUAUCGAGCCACCUUAAGGCUAUACCAAACUGACCCAAAGUUUAGUUUGAUGAUUGAAAAAAGCCUGCAACGACUAUAAAAUCCAACAGCUCAAAACACUAUUUAGUAUUACUGGUAUUAAUAGGAACUGACUGCUGCUAACAUUGGUUAUUCAAAGAUUUUUCAAAGUGUUGUUCUCAAUAACAUGUAACAAUUUUCACCAAAUAGAAAGUGUGAAUGUUUUUGAGGCGAUUCUCUUACUGUAACUUCGAAAGGCCCAUGUGCGGUUAGCCUCCCCGCAGACAUCCGUUGGGGUUCGUUUGUCAUGCAUUCAUUUCUCCCCCACGGACGUCUGCUAAACACGGCCGACAUGUACGUUCACCAAUCACAGGCCGUUUACGGAUUUUUGUAAAACGUAACCCGAGCCGCUUGUUAAGAUUCGCACGAUCAGUGAGGCUUUUGAUUGGGUGUGGAAGAAAUUUGUAAUUAAUACAGAGUUAAACAAGUAUCAGAGAGAAGCUAUCCUGCAAAUUUUAUUGCGAAGACCGAUGAGUUCAUAAAUUUCCCGACGGGAUUUCGCAAAUCGCUUAUCUAUCAAGCUUUGCCGCUUGUUUGCGGCACAGUGCGUGGAACUACUGGCCAUUAUUGUUGUUGUUUUUUCACUCCUGGUAAAUCUUAUGAAAGAUCAAGCUACAAAGCUGGAAAAUAUUGGUAUUCCUCCUGUAACACUCAGUGAUAUUAGCGAAGACAAUAUAAGGGUUGUUGAGAGAGAAGGGCUUUCUCUGUUGUUUAUGGAAGCCCCUUUUCCGAGCAUGAUUGCAAAAACUAUACAGCUGACUACAGCUUUAUUGUAUAAUUUCUGUGAUUUUUUCAAAGCGUUUGAGUCGUCUCAGGUAGAAGAUAGCUGUGCAAAUAAAUAAUUCACUUGAAAAAUACAAAGACACAUCAAUGCCCAGAGCACGUUUGAUGAGCCUUGCGAUGUCGACUGUGCUUUUUCGAAAUACAUGAACUUGGUCCUUUGCUAAAUUACAGCUGCAAAGAAAACAAGAAAUUCGCUUCUUACAACUUUCUCUGGAGUCUCAUCCAUGCAUAGGCAUGGAAUAAAUAUUCCUCUAAAACAGUGAGAAAUAAUAAUUAUUCAUAGGUACCAUUUCACUUGUAUCACAGCUUGUUAUUGGCUGAUCAUGACACAAUAACUAACCGCUAAUUGGCUUAUUCAAACAAACAAGAACGUAAAUAUCGGUUGUGCUUAGCAGAUGUCCCUGGGGUAGAAAUGAAUGCGUGACGAACGAACUCCAAAGGGCGUCUGCGGGGAGGCUAAUGUGUGGUAUGCUUCCCAAAAGUAUUGAUAGAAAAAGGUGCAUAAUCUGAAAGCAGUACUGGGGGAUUUGAGGUCUGAAGGAAACAAGCUACAAUGUAGGCAAAAAGUGUUGAAAUUUUGGCACUUUCCUACCCACAGGAUACCCAUGCUGCCAAUUUUCCAGCACAGCAACCGCUCCUUUCACCCAACGCUUCCCCCCCCCCCAACACCAAAAAAAAAAAGGGUCUAGCUGGACUUCAACAUUGUUUUUUUGGGGGGAAAGGGAAGGGUCUAUAUAAUCAGGAGUGCUUUAAAGAGCUGUUUUUUUUUUAAAUUGGACUUACAGCAUGCAUUAAUUUUUUCAUGACAUUUUGUCCAAGAUUGUAGCCUGUUUGAAGCUUGUCAAGUUGCUUCCUUGUCACCAUCAAGACAGAAAAAUGUGAAACUACCCAAAUGUUGGUACAAGUUCAGCACCACAUAAGAGUAUAAUCUUCCAGCUGUUACAGCUGAGCUUUCCAAGUUUACGCAAACAUUUUUGGAUGAAAAAGUGACUGAGGCACUGCAUCUAAACUGCUUUUUCACUGAAAUUUUCUAGUCAGAUUAACAAGAUUGUUUGCAAUUUCUCUGGCCCAUCGGAGUCGAUCUCACGCUUUUAAGUAUUGUUUAAGACCUUUUAAGAUCUCUUUCUUGAAUUAAGUUAGCUGUCAAAGUUGUCUUUGACUUUGGCAAUCAAAGGUGACAAUUUCUUAAGGGGUAAAGGAACAUGGUUCCCCAUGGGCAGUUGUCUGAGUGUUUUGGAUUGAAUCUAUCCAAAACAUUCGACACAUUUUUAGAGCAUGUCAUUGUUAGAGCAUCUGACUAGUGUACAGAGGGUCGUGGACUGGGGAGGGGGGACUCCCAUAUAAAAGUGACAGGGAUGCUCAUUGUCUCGCUAAGGGGUAUAAAUUGCAGAUUUUGGUCUCACUUAAGGGGUCAGUAUAUUUGCCCAUUCAGGUAUCACUUGGGGCUGUGCAUAAAGAAAUUUACAAAAAAUGCCAUAACACCGUUCACACAGAAAUCUCCUUUAGAGGUCAGUUUAAGCUUGAGCCACACCCACAUUAGUCUCCCUUAGGGGUGUAAUUUUAAUUUUCUGAUGAGCACCCCUGUCACUUUUAUAUGGGAGUCCCUCCACCCCAGUUCAGUUCCCAUCGAGAACUCACAAUUUUUCUCUGAGUUCUUCUCUCCAGCACAUAUCAUUAAUUUGUUCUAUUGAUUAUUUUAAGUAAUAGGCCAUUUGCAUAAUGACAUCAAAUGAUGUUCAUUUUUCCCUUUAUUUUUAAAGUUGGCAAUUUCAGCGAGGUUGAAAACAACAAAAGCCUUAAUUUACACAAGAAAGCAACACAUUGAAGCAUUGUGGGAGUAGUUGUAAAAUUUUAUUUAUGUUAUCUUGCUAGUGGCUUAUUGAAUUUUUUAUUACUAAUCACUGACUUCAGUAGUGAUUUAUUUCUAACAAGUUUUACUUCACGAAACAGAUUGUGCAGGAAUAUGAGAGAGCAGUUAUUUUCCGUCUUGGCCGACUACUCCCUGGAGGAGCAAAAGGACCAGGUAUGCCAUUUUAAGCUUAUGAUAAUUUCUUAAGUUCUACAAAAUACAUUAAUUACUAGAAACAGAUCUUUUUUCUUUCCUUUUUAUUGAGCUUACUGGCUCCAUAAGUAGCUCGUGUCUGAGAAUGAAUGGAAGGUCAUUUCUGUUGUCCUGUUCAUUACGGAAUCGCGCCUGUAGAUACGCGUCGCUAGUAAAUGCAAAUUUUUCUGUCAAUCAAAUGUGUCCUAUUAUUCGUAGGUGGAAAUUGGUAAAACAUCGUUAUUGUUUUGGAGACAAUAGAAGAACAAAAGAUAACAGAAAGAUUAAGUUAUGCGGUCUUAAAGCGUGUUGCGUGACUUAAAUCAGUUGGAGCAUUUCUCCUAGCUUUCCCGCAUUAAAACGUUGGAAUGAAAAGUCUGAAGCUUAGCUUUUAAAAUGUUGAUAGCCAAAAUAAAAGGGGUGCCCCAAAAGGCAAGCAUUUGGGAAUUCAAAAUCGAUAUUUUUGUCUCCAGCGAAAUCCGGCGGAUGAACAGUAAUUUGCAUGUAAGCGUAAGUGAUGCGAAAUAGAUAAUUGCCGCGGUUGUAAACACAACGUUUCCUCGAAGUUUUUUUCCUUUUGAAAGCGUAAAUUCGCAUGAAAGAGCUCAGCUUGCACAAAAUAAUAUAAAAUGAAACGAAUCAAAUCGAAACGUGGUAAAAAAAAAAGUCAGGAUAUUUCAGUUCGAUGGAAAGUAAGUGAUUGGGUAGGUGAUUUGCAUACUGAUAAAAAUAACGUCUAGAGCAGUUCAAAACCGUUCGGCUUCCUGAAUUGUUUUCCUGGAAUUCUACACAUUCUGCUGGCCUAAAUGGAUAAAAUAUGUUAUGAAGUCAAAAUAUUUAUCAAGUUGCGCGUUUCAUUUUUUUAUCUAUAGAUUUUCUUAAGUUAAAGAUCGUGGAAACAAUUUUAGUCUUGAAUCAAAAGCGACAUUAAUCAUGAGCGCGCAAAAAUGGGAAUUUUCGACACGGAUUCGUUUCGUAAAGUUUGAAUGUGUAACCUUCGGACCAAAAGGUGCCAAGUUCAAUACCUGCUAUCGCCCUUUUUUGCAAGAAUUUAAUAGAUUCUUUUUCUUCUUCUUUUUAUAAGACCAACAAUUUUAUGUUAUAAAAGCACAUUAAUCAUUUUGAAAAUAAUUCUAUUCAAAAGAAAUUUAGCAAAAAGGUGUGAAUGCAAGCCCUAGGAUUUCAAAUCCCAUGGAUAACAAUUUUUCAGUUCCGUGCCCAGAGAUCAGGGGAAACCAUCUGUAACAAUUUUUUGGUUCCUUGAAAAUUCAUUGGCACACAUUUUUAUUUCUUUUAAUGUACAGAAACAUGUUGUUAAACAUACUUUAAAAUUAAAGAACAUCAGUGUGUACUAUUAUUAAUUUACAAAAAACUUCAAUGUUUAUUAAAAUGUCAGAAGAAGGUCAAUUUAAGUGUUAAAUGUGUGUGUGCACUGAAAUGUCAAAAACUCCAGACUCCUCCUCGUUCCAACUACUCACUUGAAAUGUUUGCUACAGAUCUCGUCAUUUGACUUUAAGAGAUUCAGGCCUCAUCAUCAGUUGCAAUGGUGAAAUUGUCACUAAAGGACUAAACUGUUGGAGUAAUAUUUUUUUCUUGGCACUGGAAGCCAUAACAAUUGCUGUUUUUAACAGUAAAACAUCUUUCAUGCGUGAGUCAUCAGUAAUGUGCAGUGCAUGGUGGUGGACAAUAGAAAAUUGGUAACUUUUUUUAAAAUUUCGUAUAUACGCAAGCUCUACUAGUUGAGAAUCCGAGUGGAAAAAUACUUUAUUUGUGUAUUUUAAUCCCUCCUAUUAGUGUCAAUAUAUAUUAGGAUAUGUCACUGGGAAACUACUUUUUGGUUCCGUUAUUUGAACUUAAGAUCACGGUAACAACACUGUACUGGAAACGAUCGUUAUCGUGAAAUCCUUGGGCUUGUAAUAACCCUUAAACUCUAAUAUCAAAGUUGUUGCCCCUAAACAUUUCCUACACAAGUAGUGGGAAGAUGUUAUACAUUCACGAAUGUGUACUUAAUUAUAUUCUUUUGCUGAACAUUUAAGGGGGUUUUAAAAAGAUUGAAUAGGAUAUUAUGCACAGUUAUUUUAAAAACAUUAGCUGUACAUGUUUAGCUUAUCUUUCAAAAUUAAUAUCAUAUUAAGGAAAACGUGCUCCGUUUUUACUUACGAUAUUUCUUAAAUUGGAUUAGCCAGAUAAUUUCUUUGCAAAUAUUUCCAUCCAUUCAUAUUUUGCUUAAUGUGUUGUUUGAGUUUUAGUAUUAACGAAUAUUUUUGAAUGGCUGGUUGUAGUAUUUCGUAUAAAUUUGAAAAUCACACUGUGGGAAAAUAUAUGCAAACACGAAACUGUUGCUUUUAAUAUGUAAACCUUCAAUUUAAAUGGUAAAUAAAGGAUGAUGGUACAUUUUAAGCUUGGUGAAGAAAUGACAAAUGAUGUUAUCAACAUGUCAUGAGCAUGGGACAAGGAAAAAAGCUGAGUUUCCGACAGGAAUUGAACCUAUGACCUUCUGUACACCAGUCGGAUGCUCUAAGCACUGAGCUACAAAGGACCCUUCGUGAGCUGGGCCAUACACAAGGUUCAUGUAUGACAUGCGUCUUGCGUGCUGCUAGGAUCAGCAGUGUUGAAACUGGAGAAAGGGUCUGUUUCAAUCUACACUGAGAUGGAGAACUUCUUAUUCAGCAAAAAGAUACUUUAGUACGAAAAAAACUUUUAAUGUAUGAAAUAAAAUCCUUGUCAAUCCCACUGUCAGUUUUUUUAACAUCUUCGCUUGUCAGGUUAUUUAAUUGUGACUUCCACUUUGAACAUUUCUGAGCAAAAUUAAAUAUUUGGAAUGUUUUUAUUUCUCAGGAUUGUUUUUCAUCCUGCCCUGUAUUGACUCAUACCAGAAGGUGGAUCUCAGGACAGUGUCCUUUGAUGUCCCACCUCAGGAGGUAUGUGGAUAAUUAACUGGCUGUUUCACUUAAAAUGAGACUAUACAACAUCUUUUUUUUGUAAACCAUAUUUUCUUUUGUUGUUAAGAAAACAAAGUAACAAAAACCACAUUCCAAAACAUAGCUCUACCCUUUUUUUAUCAGCAUUAAGCUGCCCUUGUCAGGAACAAGUGUAAUUUUUGUACUGGCGCUUUGUUACUAUUAUUAUUAUUUUUAAUUUUGUUUUUUUAUUGUUUACAUCUAAAGAGCAGUUAGGGUUCCUUUCACUUUUGUUAGAUCUUGAUUUAGCCAAGAGACAAUUUUUGUGGCCUUAUAAAGUUGAUAAUGAUGUAUUGUUUGAUAGUAGGGUGUCAGGCAGUACAAAGACUUGAAGCCCAAAGAAAAUAUGUAGAAAAAUUUUUGUACACAUGAAGAAUUGUAACAAGAAUAAUCUUGAAAUAUUUAUAAAUAGUGUGUAAGAAGUUUUCAUGAAGAAACUGUGUUUUGAUGGCCGUAAGUUUAUAUAUUAAUGUUUUAUUAUCUGAUGAUACAAUCACUGAGUUGGUGGUCAUCAAGGGUAUCAUAACAUAGCUAGAAUAUUCGCCUAAUCGAAUUCAAUAGCUCGAGCGUGCUACAUAUUGCCAUUGAGCACGCUGAUGACGUUCAUAAACUAUACCUCGAGUUCUUUUGAGCUUAGCAGUUCUCCCAAGAUGUCUCCCAAGUGCAUGAUCCCUAACUCAGUACAUUUUCAGUAUAUUUUCAGUGUAAUAUAUUUCAGCCUACUUGUAGUAUGUUCAUGGGGAGGGGGCAUUCAUUCAAGGGUCACUUGCUUAAUUCGUAUUUUGGUUUGACAGUGGUGUAAUAGUGCAUCAAAGUGGUGCAAGUCUGUCAGUAAAAUAAAUUGAUUUUAACUUGCGUUGUCUUGCAAUUUUCAUCACUAACAGAUUUUGACAAAAGACAGUGUGACUGUUGCAGUGGAUGCUGUGGUAUAUUUCCGCAUAUCAGAUGCAACUACAUCUGUUACCAAUGUGGAAAAUGCUAAUCGCUCCACUCGGCUGCUGGCACAGACCACCCUGCGCAAUGUGCUUGGGACUAAGAACCUGAGUGAGAUCUUAGCUGAUCGGGAAGUAAUCAGUCAUACCAUGCAGGUAAGAACAGCCAAGGAUUCAAAGAAGGAGCAAAUCCUCUAAGCAUGUUAACCCUCUAUUUUUGUGACUGAGUGCUGCAUUAAUUUUAAUAUGAUGGUGGUUAAUUAAGGGGGCACCUUUUAAGGCUAUGUGAAGAAUUUUGGACUGCUUUCAAAAGAAAGUUCGUGAUUUUAGGUGUUCCGUUCACACCAAAACCACCUUAACCUUUGCAGAAAAACACAUGAAGGGUGGGUGGGACAGGUCAGGCAAUGGUGGAUGGCAAAAAAAAAAAACUGGAACUGUGAAACACCACAUGACCUGGAGACCUCCUGCACACUUGAACCCAUACUCUCGGCCACGUGUGAGAAAAACCUUUUCUGCUUCAUUCUUUCCUCAGUCAGCAGAAAACUACACUUCUCACACACAACUGGGAGCCAUGCCAUUCCGACCAUGCAGGUCACACAAUGGCAGAUAGCAGUUCAAAUAUACUCACUUAGUGAGCUCUGAAACACCACAUGACCUGAAGACUCCCUGCACACUCGAACCCAUACUUCAAGUUGUGCAGGAGAAAAACGUUUUUGGCUUCAUUCAUUCCUCAGCCCAAACGUGGGUUGUACAUCAAUCCCCCGAGGCCUUUAUUCUACAAAACAUCCUUUUUCUCUUGUGAAAACAGCCUCAUAAAUUAUUUUGUCCAUUCAAUGCAAAAAAAUGGUCCUUUGACGGGGGACACCAUUGGGAUUGGGAGUGACUUCUGACCCUGAAGGCUCAAAUUCAAGAUGGCGGAAAUGAAAAUACACUCAAUCGUAUUAAAUAUCUCCUGACUGUUAACACAUUCAUCAAAAGAUAUCCUUAUUUUAAUGUUCUGUACCAGUUUGGGACAUUAAUGUAAAGUUAAUGUAGGCUGCAUCUGUUGAACUGUGGUAGGGAGAAAACUUCUAUUUUUUUAGAAUUUUCAUUCCAGAAUUUCCAGGAAUCAUAAUGAUUCCCUCUGUAACCAGCUGUACUGAAGUGCAGAAGUAGAGUCAUUUGAAAUAUUUUGGCGUAACAUAAGCCAAAUUGGGCAUAUUUGUGAACCCUGCCAGUAAUUCCCAAAAAAAGGGGAAAAAGGGAAAAUCUGAAUGGCAGGGGGGUUUACGAUUAUAGGAUUCAGAGGGCACGGGGAUAGCACAUUUCGGAAAUUCUGAAGGCAAGGGGGUUGAAAUAUGGAAGCCGUCUGUGAUAUGGAUUGGAUGCAGUAGAACCCUGACAACUCGAACUCGGAUAACUUAAACUCCCUGCUAACCCAUAGUAAGUCCAAUUUCCCUUGGAUUUCACCCCACUUUCCAGUCAUUUUUCCUUUGGUUAACUCAAACUUGGAUAACUCAAAUUCCCUGCUAACUCGAGUGAAAUUUCCUUUCCCUUGAUCAAAAAGUCACUAAAAUUUACUCCGAUAACUCAAAUUCUGGUUCUCAGGGGUAUCAAUAAGCACCGACAGCUGACCAAACACGUUGACUACUUUACUCAUACAAAGAAUUGGCUACUUUUUUCUAGAAAGAAGAAGCAACUAGUUUAAAUAACGUUGUAAAAAAAAACAUAUCAUAAAAUCUGCAAUAAAACGUUCAGUCAAUUUUUUACAAGUUUCUUUAUAGGUUUACGCAGAAUUUUUUUAUGUGCAAAAGUACUAAUAUAAUUUUAUUGUGUGACUGUGUGAUAAAAGCUACAUGUUCUUGAAUGAAAAACACACUCUUUUGUCCUUAAUUUAGUCUCCAGAACACUGAAAAUCGCGUUUAGGGCCUUGAAAUUUCAAAAUUUUCUGUGGAAACAUGCCUCCAGACCCCCUCUCCCCUCCCCCCUUCCCCCUUGAUACAGUCAGUUACUCUAUUCAAACCUGCUGGCUUCUUCAAUUUUUAUUGAAACCCCUGGGUUCUUUUAACUCCCCUCGGAUGCCAUCUCUUCUUGUUGAGGUAAAAAACACUAGAACUAACAAAGGUCAGCACUAAAGCAAUUUGAUUUUAAUUGGUGAAACUAAUAGAUCACGUUUCAUCAUAAACGAUGCCUAACCAUGUUUCAGUUUCCGAUGAAAUAAUUUAAUAAAAUAAUUUGCUCUGCAACAUGCACUGAAGUACUGAAAAAUCAGAACUAUCAACUGUUAACGUGGCAAAUUGAAUUUUGCAAUCGACCCCAACAACUCAAACCCUCGCUAACUCAAACUGUUUUUUGUUUCCCUUCAGAGUUUGAGUUACCGGGGUUCUACUGUAUUUUCUGGAGUUACCCAAUAGACUUCAAGGCAAAGAAAUCUCACAUGCUCUUUCCUCACUAUUAAACUUAAAAUUUCUUUUCAUACUCCCAAUACAUUUUACUUUUAUGUUAAUUGGUUUAUUGUAGUCAUCACUGGAUGAAGCCACUGAUCCUUGGGGUGUGAAGGUGGAGCGUGUGGAAGUGUGAGUUGACAUGUUUUUUACGUAUGUGUCCUUUAAGGUUUUCAAUCGGUGAUCAAUUUAUUUAACCCUUUUAAGUCCCAAUAGUGACCAACAUCAAGUUUCUCCCAACAAUAUCCAUAUGUUGCCAAGAGAAAUGGUUAUGAGAGUUAAUAAAAUGACCAGUAAAGAGGAAAUGCUUUGAUCUGUUAUCAAGCUCUCUCAACUAAUUCUUUAAAGAAAUGUAUGAAGAUCAAUAUGGAGAAUUUAUAUGUGGAUAUUGGGGCUUAAAGGGUUAAUACUGGUAGGUAUUUAUCAAUGAUUGCCCGUCACCACUAUUUUUAGCUACUGUAGAUGAUCAGUCUAAAUUCUGUCAGUGAGAAGCAAGCCACACCGCAGGGAGUUAUAAGUGGAGAAUACCAGUUUUUAUUGUUGUAUUGUACACUAAUAUGUAAUGGCUGCUAACAAUAAAAUUGUUAUCCAUUUUCUGUUGUUGUACAGGAAGGAUGUUCGUCUUCCUCAACAGCUGCAGCGAGCCAUGGCAGCUGAAGCAGAAGCAUCCCGGGAGGCUCGUGCAAAGGUAGUUAUUAUAUAUUUCUCUUAGAUUCAUUGUCAGAAUCUGGCAAUGCUCUUUAAAAAGUGAUUAUAGGUGAAGGUCUCCUGACAGACAAUCAGAUCAGCUUACAGCUCUACGUACAGCUGCUGCCAUGACAAAAGCCCAUAUUGAAUUCUCAUACAAACUCUUCAUUUUGCUUUAGGCUCUUUUUAUCAUGGUUGGUCAACUGUACUACUUCUUAUUCUGACUGAGUUCAGACAGGAUACACAUGCAAGCAAAUUAUUAUUGAUCUUUUGCAUCUGAAACAGAAGGCCAUGAAGUGCUUGACCUAUAAACAGUGUUUUGGCCAGUUCUGGCUCUUUAAAGCCAGAAAGCAGCUGGACCAUCUUCAAAAGGGAUUUUUUGGAAAAGAUUCUUUGGGGCAAAUGGUUUUAACACUGUCUAACCCUUGAAUCUUACUAUUAUAUUUUAGGUCAUUGCUGCCGAGGGAGAGAUGAAUGCAUCUCGUGCCCUGAAGGAAGCCGCUGACAUUAUUUCAGAGUCGCCUUCUGCCCUUCAGCUGCGAUACUUGCAGACGUUGACUACAAUCUCAGCUGAGAAGAAUUCCACUGUCCUGUUCCCUCUUCCUGUUGACUUUCUGAGCAGGUUUCUGCCAGACAAAAAGGGCUGAAGUCCUGGAAAACUUACAGCCAAACUGACACCCUUUAUUAUACACAUGCUUCAGUAGACCAUUUAAUUUGUAGGUUUUGUCCGCCGAAUAUCUUUGUUCAAUAUUAUUGCUACUAUUAUAAACAGGAAAUAUUACUGUGAAAGAAAAUUUUGAUUCCUUGAUAUACUGCUCUAGGAUUAAACUCCUUUCCAUAAGAAGCAUCAUGGUACCUUUGUCAUUAAUAAUUAAUGACAAAGUUACAAUAAUUUAUCAGUCAGUGAUAAAUUAUUUUAACUACCAACACAGUAAGCUUUUGUGAUAUUAUGGUCGCAUUUCGCUUAAAUAUGUACUCGAGCUGCUGGAAUAUCAUCUCCAUAGUUCCUGUCUAGGGACAGGGCCAUGCUCUGUUUCUCUGUUACCAUUUUUAUCCCUUUCUUGAGGGUGUGGGAAUGACCAAAACUGUGGAUAUUAAUUUCAAUUUCAUAGACAUUUUGGCAUGUUUCUUUUACAACAGUUCUAGGAAUGAUGUAAGUAGUAAUAUUAAGGCAUUGCCUGCUUGUGAUAGCACCAACAGUUUUUUUGUCUCAAGAAAUUUUUUCAGUUUAGUUAUGUAUCCUAUUAGGGACAUUUUUAUUUUCAGUGGUCUGUUAAACUUGAACCCUCCACGCAGACACCUUCAUAGAUGAGCUGUAGCCAAAGGGUUUUCGUAUCGAAGUCUAUGCACUUGACUUGCGUUUCCAGAUAUACUCUGGAUAACAAAACCCAGGUAUACUGUACUGUGUGUACUUUCCUUAUUUACUCUUGAUAACAAUAGCCAGAUGUGCUAGUUGUUUUUAGUUGAGCUGGCACAUAAGAAAAUUGGGUGCAAGUUAGAUCUGCAUUUACAAGGGAGGCAAUCUUGGCCUUCUGAUCUUACUUGCACAUUUUAUUUCCUAUGCUUGUCAGACGACUUGUAAACCAGCAUUGUAGAGGAUAAUAAGCAAGUGCUGCUGGGUAUCUUGUUUAGACAUCCUAUUUUUUCUUUAAAAUGUCAGAUUACCACCCUGUUCCAGGAAUUCAUAUAGUGGAGAUUGGCAGAAACUGCGGAGAGAAAAGAAAGCGAAAGAGAGGGAGAGGGAGAAAAGAGAGAACGCCUUCUCUUCUUUUCCUCCCUCCUGUUUAUCUUGCUCACGUCUCUUUUCCCUUCUGUCUGUAUGAACACCUGGAACAAUUACAGUGGAACCUUGAUAUAACGAAACCUUGGUGUAGCGAACAAAUUUUGCCUGUCCCUUGGCCCUUCAUUAUAUCGAGGUUCCACUGUACAAGUUACUCUCCUUGCUAAAGGAAAUCUAAUUUUAGGUUAGAAUUUCUAAUUUUCCAUUUUAUAAUAAUAAUUUUGUCAUUUAAUGUUGCCUUAUAAGUAGAGAAAGAUGUCCAUAUUGUAUUUACAUGCACUGCAUUUGUAGCUAUUAAAAUACAGCAAAAUUGAAGCAUAG
Messenger RNA from Porites lobata, 23519 nucleotides. NCBI's taxonomy places the organism in Eukaryota, Metazoa, Cnidaria, Anthozoa, Scleractinia, Poritidae. The record is from the annotation of a GenBank genome assembly.